This is a messenger RNA of Corylus avellana, 1776 nucleotides long. The record is from RefSeq and is a predicted model, not a curated record. Lineage: Eukaryota; Viridiplantae; Streptophyta; Magnoliopsida; Fagales; Betulaceae.
AUGGAUCCCUCUCAAACAUCCGUUAAUGCUAAUCAGCCCGAGCAAACAGAGACCAUCACUUGCAUGGAUUUUCGUUCCUACAAUGCUGCAGCAGAAGGCGAAAUUGAGGUCUUCAAAGAUAUCACCAAUUAUGAGUCUCUUCACCUCCUACUAACCCCAAAUAAAAACACAGUCCUCCAUAUUUACAUCACAGCCCUCAAAUCGGGAUCCAAUUCAAAAACCCCCAAUGCAGGAUCUGAAAUUCUUAACAUGUGUCCCUCAUUGUUGUGGCAAGCCAAUGCCAAAGGUGAAACUCCAUUGCACAUUGCAGCAAGGUAUGGGCAUAGUGACAUAGUGGAAGUUCUAACCAAAUAUUGUGCUCGAACUCUCCGUCGAGAUCUUGAAGAUUAUGGGAUUGAACUAGUAAAGAAAAUGCUCAGAAUGACGAAGAAAGAGAAAGACACGGCUUUGCACGAGGCUGUACGUUAUAAUCACCUUGAGGUGGUAAAAUUGUUGAUUAGUGAAGACCCAGAUUUCUCAUAUUCUGCUAAUGAUGCUGGUGAGACUCCACUUUACAUAGCUGCCGAGAGAGGGUUUAAAGAUGUGCUGUUCGAAAUUUUAGACAAAUGCAAAUCACCAAUGCAUGGGGGUCCCCUUGGUAGAACAGCUUUGCAUGCUGCCGUGCUACAGUUUGAUAUAGGUAUGGUCGGAAGAAUUCUGGAAAACAUUGAUGGUAUAAGUAGAGAAAAGGACAAUAACGGUUGGAUUCCACUUCACUUGGCUUUAUCCUUCAAAGACAUAGUAGAGCUAUUGUUGGAUAAAGAUAGAGAAGUAGCAUACAUGAAAGACACAAAGGGUAGGACACUUCUUCAUAUUGCAGCUCAAUAUGGUCUUGUUCAUGCAAUGAAUGUGAUUGUAGAAAGGUGUCCAGAUUGUUGCGAACUGGUUGAUAACAGAGGUUGGAAUGUACUCCAUUUUGCUAUCAAAGGGGGAAGCAUGUUUUUAGAGAAAAUCAUGGAUAUUAUAACAGAAAAUAAGUCUUUCAGCAACCUUUUGAAUGAGAAGAAUGCCGACGGGGAUACACCUCUUCAUUUCUAUUCCAAAUAUGCCACUUUUUUGAUAGUAUUAGAUUUAAUUAUAAAGAAGUUCAUGAGUCACCCUCGAGGCGACAAGAUGGCCUUCAACAAACAAAACCUCAACGCAUACGACAUCGCUGUAACUGCAAAACGUUCACAUAAAAAGAGGUCUAUAAUUCGGCAUGAAGUGCAUGGACUACUACCUCGACGAGUAAUAACUUUCGAGGAUGGGGACGAGGGUGGAGACAAGAUGGACGAAGACAGGACAUUUUUAUUGCGGAAUGCAGCAGAAGCCCAUUUGGUAGUGGCUGCACUGAUUACAACCGUGUCCUUUGCAGCAUGUAUUACCAUGCCUGGGGGUUUCGCGAGUAGUGGAGAAGGCUCACACCCAGGCUCUGCACUUCUGAAAAAAAAUGUUGCUUUCAAAGCAUUCAUUAUCACAGAUACCAUAUCCAUGGUGUUGUCAAGUUCUGCUGUCUUUAUCCACCUCUUGAUGCCAUUUCUUUUCAACAAGUAUUCCAAUGAAGACCAUAGCGAGAAUUUUCUCUUACUGGCCUUCUUCCUCAUUUUGGGGGCCAUGAUAACAAUGGUACUAGCAUUUGUCACGGGCACAUAUGCUGUGUUAAUGCAUUCCUUGAAUCUUGCUAUUGCCAACUGUAUCAUUGGCCUAACCUUCUUCGGUAUCCUCUUCCUUGUGUGUAAAAGAUUUUUUAGGCAUUAA